This is a messenger RNA of Acyrthosiphon pisum (pea aphid), 1572 nucleotides long. RefSeq names its product kelch-like protein 3. The transcript is spliced from 4 exons. The record is from RefSeq and is a predicted model, not a curated record. Bases 1041 to 1358 code for a protein of 105 amino acids. Lineage: Eukaryota; Metazoa; Arthropoda; Insecta; Hemiptera; Aphididae.
UUUAACUUUUCUAUAUCGUGGAAACGUGGACCAUGACUUAUCAUUUAUAUUUUUUACCAAAUUCAUAGGUACUAAAACUAUGAAAUGAAUAGGUUUUUUACUUAUCAUGUAGUUAUCUCUAUCAUCAAAUAUUGAAAUAUGUCGGAGUAAUUUAAUACAAUAUCGGUAUAGUUUGAAGUACCUAAUUGAUAUCUAAGCGAUAUUAUGGUCGACAAUGAAAAUAUUUUUUCGGAGUAAUACAAUGUCGUGGUAGUAGAUAGUCGUAGCACUGGUGUUAUCCCGUGCGGACCUAAUUCACCGUCUUGUUUACCCACGUUAUCAUUUGCCACGUACGCGUUUUCCAUUCGUUCUUCAACGCCGCGCGACCAUCUUCGUCGUCGUCGAAUAUCAUCUCAAUCUGAGCGUCACGAGUGCGCGUUCAUAUUAUAAUCAUAUUCGACGUCGUGUCCGCUCGCGUUAUUAUUACGCCGCGUACGCGUUUUCCGUUCCGUCAUUCGCCGUCGUGCAAAUACAUAACCUGCCGACGGUCGCGUCGACAUAAUAUUUCGACGACGCGCGUCCAUAUUCGCCGUCGUCAAUUAUACCAAUUUGGGUAUUACGGGUGCGAUAUUCACCGUCUUGUUUACCUACGGUGUCGUUACGCCACGUACGCGUUUUCCGUUCCGUCCUUUACCGACGCGCGUCCGUAUUCGCCGCUGUCAAAUAUAAAAUCGAUCUUACGAUUGCGCGUAUUAUCCGCCGUCGCGUUCGCUCACGUUAUUAUAACGCCCACGUACUUGUUUGUACGUGCCUCGUUUGCCACCGCGCAAGUACGUUCCCUUCAGACUAUUGCGAUAUCCAUCCUGUACGGCCAUAGGAGUGUGCGUCCCCUUUACCGUCGUAACGACUAUCCGUUCGGGCAAUACGAGUGAGCGUUUUUCUUCUGCCGCAAACAUUAUCGGCCGACAGUCGUUAUAAUAUACUCGCUGACGAUUUCGCCUACGAGUUGCUGUGCUAAGACAUCCAAGCCCUGGACUUCAUAAAUAUAGGUACAAUUUAAAAUGCGACAUGUCAACAUUCAACAAAACUUUACACAAGUGGUUGAAGCUGAUGAAUUCCUAUCACUAUCAUCUGAAAAGUUACUUAAGUGCAUCCCCAGUGAUGAGCUUACGGUGCUAUCUGAAGAAAAAGUAUUUGAAUGUGUUGUUCGUUGGGUAAAGCAUGACUCAGAUUCUAGAAAAUGUAUUUUACCCCAAUUGUUGGAACAUGUUCGUUUACCAUUAACAUCGGAAUCAGGAACUCUAAAAAGUGUAGAAGCAUACAGACCAAGUACAGGAGUUUGGACUACAAUGCUGCCCUCCUACUGGGAAAAGCAGUAACUACAAAAAUCAUUUUUUUGGGAAAUUGAACUUUUGUGUUUUUGUUAUUUUUGUAAUUAAUUUUAAGAUUUUAAGUAUAUCUUUAGACUGAAACAGAUGGACAUUUGUGCUGGAAAUUCAAAAAUGCUAUUAAUUUUGUGAUUAAUAAAUUAUUUUUGAUAGUUUUCACAUAAUAAUGCAGUUACUGCGUUUCACGUUAGCAUUACCCACAUAA